AUGGUUGAAAAGUUCAAGGAAACGGGAAGACGUGUGUUCUUCGAUAACUUUUUCACCAGUGUUCCGCUUUGUGAAGAUCUUUUGAGCAUUGGUUUCACCAGCGUCGGCACACUGCGUGCCAACAAGCGGGAAAUACCGGAUGAGUUUCUUGUUUACAAAAAGAAAAAACUAGAUGUUCAGCGUGAAGUUGAUCCUGAUGCAAUGGAGAAGGAGACUGAUAAAAUUGAGAACAACGGAAUGAAUGAGCACAGUUCUUCUGAAGCCAGCACAUCUCGAUCCAAAAGGACUCCAAAAAGUGAUUCGAAACGAUCGGUAACUAAAACGCCGAUGAAAGCGAAGGAUAAGAUUCUGAAGGACAUGAAGAAACCUCGGGUGGUGUUAUUAUACAACCAAUACAAGGCUGGAAUGGACCUAACUGACCGGCAUACUGGAGACGAAUCCAAGCUGGCAAAAGGGUUGCCCAUCCCGAAAACGGAAAUUUUUGGAGUGGCUGGCUAA
This is a messenger RNA of Aedes aegypti (yellow fever mosquito), 498 nucleotides long. RefSeq lists its product as uncharacterized. The record is from RefSeq and is a predicted model, not a curated record. The transcript is spliced from 4 exons. The coding region runs from base 1 to 498 and encodes 165 amino acids. Lineage: Eukaryota; Metazoa; Arthropoda; Insecta; Diptera; Culicidae.